Molecule: messenger RNA, 369 nt
Organism: Ilex paraguariensis (yerba mate)
Lineage: Eukaryota; Viridiplantae; Streptophyta; Magnoliopsida; Aquifoliales; Aquifoliaceae
Source: the annotation of a GenBank genome assembly
AUGGGAGGUGGAGCUGGUAUAUCGCUUCCUGGGAUGUUCCGUAUUGUAACUGAUAAAACUGUUUUUGCUACUCCAGAGGCUCAGAUGGGUUUCCAUCCUGAUGCAGGGGCUUCUUAUUAUCUUUCUCGUCUUCCUGGUUAUUUAGGUGCUUUAAGGCAAUUGUGGUUUUGUGGGCCAAGAGGGAACGGUGUGUUAGUGUUAGAGGACGGGCACCACAAGAAAUGGGUUCUUCUGGCUCGCUAUAAUUCAGCACGCAUAACAAGCUUUGAAACUUUAAGGUCAAGUUUGGUUGAGGGAAUAAAAGAGGAUAAGAGGAUGGGAUUGAUCAAUCAUUUCAAGGGGCUCACAAUUCCCUUUGGAGUAGGAUAA